Ipomoea nil (Japanese morning glory) is the source of this 1060-nucleotide messenger RNA. Its product is annotated as DNA replication complex GINS protein PSF2-like. The transcript is spliced from 8 exons. Lineage: Eukaryota; Viridiplantae; Streptophyta; Magnoliopsida; Solanales; Convolvulaceae. Gene Ontology annotation, cellular component: nucleus; GINS complex. Bases 247 to 807 code for a protein of 186 amino acids. Gene Ontology annotation, biological process: double-strand break repair via break-induced replication; DNA replication. The record is from RefSeq and is a predicted model, not a curated record.
ACCGACGGUUUGCUAACCCAUCUCAGUUUUCCCGCCAAAAAAAGAAGGCGAAAGCUAGGGCUCGUCUAGUCGCUCACACCAUUUGCGCAGCACUGCAGCAGUCCGUUCUCUUCAAACGCACUCAAAAGAGUAAAACUUUGUAUCGUCACUUUAAAUAAAAAAAAUGGCCAGCCCGUCCGAUCCACAGGCAUCUGCCAUUUCAGCUGCUGAGGUUCAGUAAAUUUGGAGUUUCUCGCGGAGGAUGAGAUGGUCGAAAUUGUGCCCAACAUGAGAAUGGAACCCCUAAAUUUGAUCUGCGGAGAUUUUGGCCCUUUUCGCCCCCAAAUAGCCAUACAGGUUCCUCUGUGGCUGGCAGUGGCCCUGAAGAAGAGAGGGAAAUGCACUAUCAGACCUCCUGAAUGGAUGUCAGUUGAGAAGUUAACUCAGGUCUUGGAAGCAGAAAGGGAUUCUGAAGGGUUCCAGUCAUUACCAUUUCAUUAUGUUGAAAUCUCGAGGAUUCUAUUUGAUCAUGCCCGCGAGGACAUACCAGAUAUCUAUAUGGUGAGGUCUCUAAUUGAGGAUAUCAAGGAUGUAAGAUUCCACAAGAUUGGGACUGGGUUGGAGAUUAUAUCCAAGGAGCGCACUUCUGCAUUGAGGCUUAAAAAUCUAUCGGCAAUGGAAGCAAAUGUAGUGCGCCCAUUUGUUACAACAGCAUUGCAGACAUUCUAUAAGCUAAGCAGUCCAGAGUUGAUAUCGGAAUCAAAUGGUGUGCCCAGCAGACAGCGCCGGCCAAUCAAUGCACCAACUAGGGUUACUAAACCUAGAUGAUGCAUUCCAACGUGAUAUCCAAAUCAUCAUGUUCUUGCCAACCUCUUCUGCACUGUUGAUAAAAGCCAGCAAGAAAAGUAAUGCUAUCAUGUAUUCAUGUGAGUUUGUUUGCAGCAUCCAUUUAUUUUCCUACUUUUGUAUUAUGUUUUAGAUUCUGGUAGUGAAGAAAUUUAAUACUAUGAAACUGAUGCGACAUUAUGACACUUAGAUUAAUUCUAUUUAACUUAUAUUGCAGAUAGCUUUAUAUUUUUUA